CCGGAGCGGGAAGUUGGCGAAGGCCGCUGCUCCCGCCGAGGAGGAGGCGGCGGCGGGGCGCUGGCGUGCCGCUCAGGUGUCCGCUCCGCCUUCCGGCCUGAAUUUAGCUCCGUGAGUCCAGCGAGAAGGGGACCGCCGACACCUCGCCCUACUGCCGGCCGGAGCGCGACGCGGACUUCCACCGGAGGCGGGGCCCGUCAUCCCGGCGGCGGACCGACGGACCGACGCCGGGGACAGAGGGCGGUGGCCUCGGCGGAGGCGGGCCCCGAACCCCGGCGGCAGACGCGCGGCCUUAGGGGCGAGCAUGAGCCCCGGGACGCCGAAAGCGGGCCGCAGGGGCUGAACCGGGCGCGGAGCGGCCUGGCCCAGCCAUCUUGACUGCGUACAGCGGCCCGCCCGAGAGGAAACUUGCUGCGCCGCCGCCCUAGGUGCCCGGCAAAGUCACCGGCGCGCGCGGAGAAAGCGAGCGAGAGAGGGACGAUGAGCCGGGGGCCAGCCACUCUGCCCUGCGAGGGCUGAGCCCGGCCGGAGUGAGCGGGGCAGACCCGGGGACUGGGGUGCCCUCCGGCAGCCACCCUCGUCUCCCGCGGCGCCGUGAGGACGCGUCCCGCGAAGGGACCAGGCUAUCGACAGACCCCCCAUCCCCGCCUCCGGGAGAGGCGGGAGAGAGCCCGGCAGGGCGCCCUCUCUCCCCUCCUCCGGCGCUCUUGCAGGAUCUCCCAGCGCCCCUCCGCGCGCCGCCCGGAGGGCGAAGGCGCGUGGCCGAGGCGCGCAGCAUGGAGUGGGGUUACCUGUUGGAAGUGACCUCGUUGCUGGCAGCCCUGGCGCUACUGCAGCGCUCCAGCGGCGCUGCGGCCGCCUCGGCCAAGGAGCUGGCGUGCCAGGAGAUCACCGUGCCGCUAUGCAAGGGCAUCGGCUACAACUACACCUAUAUGCCCAACCAGUUCAACCACGACACGCAGGACGAGGCGGGCCUGGAGGUGCACCAAUUUUGGCCGCUGGUGGAGAUCCAGUGCUCGCCCGACCUCAAGUUCUUCCUGUGCAGCAUGUACACGCCCAUCUGCCUGGAGGACUACAAGAAGCCCCUGCCUCCCUGCCGCUCGGUAUGCGAGCGCGCCAAGGCCGGCUGCGCGCCCCUCAUGCGCCAGUACGGCUUCGCCUGGCCCGACCGCAUGCGCUGCGACAGGCUGCCCGAGCAGGGCAACCCUGACACGCUGUGCAUGGACUACAACCGCACCGACCUCACCACGGCCGCGCCCAGUCCACCGCGGCGCCCGCCGCCGCCGCCGCCGCCGCCCGGCGAGCAGCCGCCCUCCGGCAGCGGCCACGGCCGCCCGCCCGGAGCCCGGCCCCCGUCCCGCGGCAGGGGCGGCGGCGGGGACGCGGCUGCGCCCCCCGCGCGCGGCGGCGGCAGUGGCGGCGGAGGCGGGAAGGCGCGGCCCCCUGGCGGCGGCGCGGCGCCCUGCGAGCCGGGCUGCCAGUGCCGCGCGCCCAUGGUGAGCGUGUCCAGCGAACGGCACCCUCUCUAUAAUCGCGUCAAGACGGGCCAGAUCGCCAACUGUGCGCUGCCCUGCCACAACCCGUUCUUCAGCCAGGACGAGCGCGCCUUCACCGUCUUCUGGAUAGGUCUGUGGUCGGUGCUCUGCUUCGUGUCCACCUUCGCUACCGUCUCCACCUUCCUCAUUGACAUGGAGCGCUUCAAGUACCCCGAGCGGCCCAUCAUUUUCCUCUCGGCCUGCUACCUCUUCGUGUCUGUUGGCUACCUGGUGCGCCUGGUGGCGGGCCACGAGAAGGUGGCGUGCAGCGGCGGCGCGGGGGCCGCAGGCGGGGCGGGGGGCGCCGGGGGCGCGGCGGCGGGCGCGGGGGCGGCGGGCGCGGGCGCGGGCGGCCCGGGCGGGCGCGGCGAGUACGAGGAGCUGGGUGCCGUAGAGCAGCACGUGCGCUACGAGACCACGGGCCCGGCGCUUUGCACCGUAGUCUUCCUGCUCGUCUACUUCUUCGGCAUGGCCAGCUCCAUCUGGUGGGUGAUCCUGUCGCUCACGUGGUUCCUGGCGGCGGGCAUGAAAUGGGGCAAUGAGGCCAUCGCCGGCUACUCGCAGUACUUCCACCUGGCCGCGUGGCUCGUGCCCAGCGUCAAGUCUAUCGCCGUGCUGGCGCUCAGCUCGGUGGACGGCGACCCGGUGGCGGGCAUCUGCUACGUGGGCAACCAGAGCCUGGACAACCUGCGCGGCUUCGUGCUGGCGCCGCUGGUCAUCUACCUCUUCAUCGGCACCAUGUUCCUGCUGGCCGGCUUCGUGUCGCUCUUCCGCAUCCGCUCGGUCAUCAAGCAGCAGGGCGGCCCCACCAAGACACAUAAGCUGGAGAAGCUCAUGAUCCGCCUGGGCCUCUUCACCGUGCUCUACACCGUGCCCGCCGCCGUCGUGGUCGCCUGCCUGUUCUACGAGCAGCACAACCGCCCGCGCUGGGAGGCCACGCACAACUGCCCGUGCCUGCGGGACCUGCAGCCGGACCAGGCACGCCGGCCCGACUACGCCGUCUUCAUGCUCAAGUACUUCAUGUGCCUGGUGGUGGGCAUCACGUCGGGCGUGUGGGUCUGGUCUGGCAAGACGCUCGAGUCGUGGCGCGCGCUGUGCACCCGCUGCUGCUGGGCCAGCAAGGGCGCGGGCGCGGCCGGCGCGGGCGCGGCGGGGGGCGGCCCCGGGGGCGGGGGCCCGGGGGCCGGCGGGGGCGUGGGGCCGGGCGGUGGGGCGGGCUCCCUGUACAGCGACGUCAGCACCGGCCUGACGUGGCGGUCUGGCACGGCCAGCUCCGUGUCUUAUCCAAAGCAGAUGCCAUUGUCCCAGGUCUGAGCGGAGGGGAGGGGGCGUCCGGGAGGGCUGGAGAGGGGGCGAGGAGACCGAGUGUUGCGGCGGGGGGGGACACUCGGAGGCAGAGGGUCCCCCCCUUCACCGUGUUGAUUGCUAUUAGCAUGAUAAUGAACUCUUAAUGGUAUCCAUUAGCUGGGACUCGCUUAGAACAAAGUACCUGGCAUUGAAGGCUCCCAGCCCCAGCCCCCGUUCCUCCACCGACGGGCGAGGAAUUCCUCCCGCCAGGCGUUAAUUUGUCUUGGCAGAGGAGCGUGAGCUCUGCUGCCGCGUUUCCAGGACCCAAGGUUUGGAACCCUCGCUGGUUGCCAUUUGCUGAGCUUGAAGCCAGACUUAACAGAUUUCACCUGAGGGACCUAGUUUCCGCCCUCGACUCUCCUGCGUAAACCCUCACCCCUAACACGUCCUAGAGGAGGGAUGACCGCGACCUAAUGGGAUUGCACGGUUUGGGUAUUCUUAAUGACCAGGCAGAUGCCUUAAGUAAACAAACAAGAAAUGUCUUAAUUAUACACCCCAAGUAAAUACGGGUUUCUUACAUUAGAGGAUGUAUUUAUAUAAUUAUUUGUUAAAUUGUAAAAAUGUGUAAAAUAUGUACAUAUCCAAAGAUAUACAGUCUGUACAUUUUCUGUAAAAAGUUAGAGGCCACCCCUGUAAGAACAAAUAUAAGUAUUCUAUUUUGGCAAUAAAAUGACUUUUGAUAAAUGAUUUAAACAUUGCCCUCUCCCCCUGCCUCUCCUAAACUGUUAAACCUUGAAAGUGCUUUUUGCUGAGGGCCCGUUGGAAACACGGACAUUUGCUAGUUUCUCAUUAUGUACGCUGCCCUUAGGCAUGGAGAAAAUGACCUGUUAAACUCUAGUUCCUAAGUCAUUAGCAAAGUUGAAAUAUCACUAUUGAACUGAAAUCACGAUUAAGAUUUUGCACCUUUCCCGAGAAGGUGGUGUUUUUUUAAUGGUAGCUCUUUUCUGAUGCAUGGGUAACAACACUCACCUUAGUGUAUGUAAAUGGAACUUUUGCAAGGCACUAAUUCCACUCCGCCUUGUUAUUUAUCUUGUAUGAUAUCACUAAAGGCUUCAGACUCCACGUUCAUUUCUCACGUCUGUGAUUGUGAAAGCACCUGCUCUUGCAGGAUUGAACACACUGCUGAAGGGUAGGGUAGAGGUUAAUGUUUUAAGCCAUCGAUCACACUUUACAGUGUAAGUCACUCGACAAUUUGGUGGUAGAGCAGGCGCUCUUUACUGGAUUAAACUAACGGGUUAACAUCUUAAUAACCUUCCAGGCUUGUGUAUAUCACAUGUGCUGCUUUUCCUAGAGAAAAAGCUAUUGUUCCUCUGUCAAGACUAAGCUAAUUGAUUUGAGCAGAAGGCUGUUGAAUUAGCAGAAGAAUGCUUUGGCAAUUGUUGAACUUUUUACCUGUCUGCCUAGUGGCUCAGCACAUCAUUCCUUUAAGAGGAACCAAAUGAAUAGGGUUAAUCUGUAGGGAACUUGGUCUUUUGAGUUUGAAAAACUUUGAUCUUUUCUCCUCUCCAAAUGUGCUGUAUAGUCUGAAGUUUCUUUCCCUGCGGCCCGGCUCCUCUUGGUGCAGACCAAUUGGCCACCGCGGAGCCUUAAAGUUCUUCCAUUAAAGGGAUGUGGGACUUUUACUUUAAAAAGGAGAGAGAGCGAGGGAGAGGAAGACUUGUAACAGUUAGUGAAGACCAGAGGCACAAGUGCGCGCAGCCUUUUAAACAGCUUUCCCCGGCAUUGUUAGCCAGCCUGCAGGCAGCUAGGCAUGGGUUGAAGCAUUAUAGAAAAGGGCUCUGAAUGCCCUACAGGUGGUCUGUGCACAUAAUCCCCCAAUUUAAAGCGUUUUCCUUUGCUGGACAAUUGCAUUACAAAACUCCCUUCUUUUUCGCUCCUAAUUGAACCAAUGAACUAUUAUAAACUACAAGUUUUUCGUAAAAAAAAAAAAAAAAAAGAGAGAAAACCUUCAGUGCCUAAAUUCUAUUGACUAAAAUUCUGGCAAGUUUUCUGAACCGAACCUUUUAAAGCACCGGAAGUAAAAGCUUCUUCAGCAGACAUUUCUCUUUUUCAGAUAUUUUUAUUCCUCUUGCUUGUUAUUUUCGGACAGAUUAGCAAUAAUUUAAAAGUAAUUGGUAAGGUUGUGUGUUCAGACUGAAAAGAUAGCCCCAGGUCCCUUAUUAACCUGUCAAUCAAGAUAAGAAAUGGGCAGCUACCCUGCUAAUGAUGGGGGGCAUCAAACAUUGGGGGCUGGGUGGGGACUUGUUCGCUGCAUCCUGCUAAGAAGUUUGUUCUCUUUACUUCUCCUAAUAGGAAUAUUUAGUGGUUCAAAAAUUUUUUUCUUUUAAUGAAUAGGAUGGAAACUACUUCUUUGACUGGUCUUUGUCAUGUAAGAGGCUUUUAAGGAGGGUUUCUCGGGAGAAACAUUUUGCAAAUCCUUUCCAGAGUCAUUCUUGGUGUUAAUUGGAUUUUUAAAAUUAGAUAUACGGGAAGAACACCUACUUUAGCUAUCAUGCCAAUUAUAUAUAUUUUUUAAGUCAGAACCACUGUAAAAUCUUCACCUCCCGGCAGUUUAUAUUAAAGAAUUACUAUUUUGUAACUUGGGUACCAGUGAGUGGCCUGCAUCUAACCCAUGGGGUGGCUCUCAUGUGCUCUGUGUACAUAAACCAGCCAUAAACUUACACUUUCAGUUAUAAAGUUUUAAAGGCAGUUCCCAUAGGCUUUAUCACGUAUGUGAGAAGGAGAGACAGUUAAAAGACUAGUUAGCAUAUUGGUUUCCAAGUUUAGCAGGAGUCUCACUAUUGACAUAUUUUCAACUAUGUGACCGUGGUAAAGGGUCAACUUUGAAGUUUUUUCCUUUAUUAAUUCUUCAGUAUAGCUUUGUAAAAUGCCACCUUUGAUCACUUUUACAAAAUGGCUACAAUUCUGAGGACAGCUCUUAGGAGAAAGCUGCACGUGUCAUCGCAGACGCUGAUUUUAGAGACUGAAAAUGAAAACAGCGCUAGUUCCUUGAACUGCAAAGUUGCCGGUACCCAAAAGGUAUCUAUUAAUGGGAUUAAAGAUUCCAAAUAGGUUUGAGGAGUGGGAAAAGGGAGGAAGAGUAUUUGGCCAUCAGCGUUAGAUGAACAUAGAUGGAUCCCUCACCAGGGCAUGGAGCCAGUGUGAGUUUCUGAAAACCUUGUCAAAUAUGGGGGGACGAGGAGGGGAUAAGGUUACUGUGUGGCUAGAAGAUCAAUGUAAGUAAAGUCUAAUAUGGUUAAAAGCAUUAGAAAACCCAAAGCUCAUUAAAAGUACUUGUGGCAGAAGUUACGUGAAACACUUUCUUUUUGCUUUAUAAUGAACGCAAUUUGAAAGUACCACAAAACAGAGGGGAAAGUGUAUUAGAAGUUUAAGGAGCAAACUUUGUCACCAUUACAGUGACACCUGUAUUGAUGUCACCUGCAUUGAUGACCUUAAAGGUUUCUGUAAGUCUUCCAAGUUAGAGGGAAGGAAAUCGGAUUGCUUUGCCAAAAGAAAAGUCACACAUGGAGCCUCACACAGUUGUGAGCACAGGAUGCAAUUGAAAGCAUAGUUACAAAAUAGUCCCUUGAGAUGCAACACACAGCGCCCGCGGUGAUCAACUUCCACACUUGAUACAAUACUGCCACCUGGCGAUGCUGCAAAGUUCCAGAACCGGAGGAUGGGCGGGCUCCCUCAUUUCAAUUCUUUCAACUACUGAGCCCCCCGCAGUGCAGGCCUGACCCCUGAACAGAAGGCCUGCAGCUAUUUUGUAUUCAUAAUUUUGAACUCUUUCUCUCAAGGAAAAGAUUCCCCAACUGCAUCCAUUUACAGCCCCAAGAGACCUCAGUUGAAUUAAACCCUCGAUACAACAGUUAUGCGAAAAAUCUAAGCUGGGUUGAAAUCCAAUGAUAGGUCUUUUAAAAAAUUGUCUUCUGAGUUACUUUUAUUUCAAGAAUGAGCAGCUCACCAAAGCUUCACCACACCAGAAUUUAGUGGGAGAAAGAAUAAAUCGUGAAGACCAUGUUGGGGGGAGCCAUGCAGUCGGCUCGUUCGUUUCAGUACACGCCUUACCGUCUCCCACCAAGCAGUCCAUCUGUGGAGUCGGUGGAUGCUCUCCAAUGCCGCGCACGAACGCUGCUGGCUUGAGAGGGACGCAGGCUGUCCGCCAUCGUCUAGCCAGGUGUUCGUGGAAGCACACCACAGAAUAGAAACCGUGCCAGGAUACAGGUCAGCCAAAGGGAAGAGAGGGGGAGGCGUCAGCUCUGGAAUAGUUGAGCACAGCAGUAUGGGGAGACCAGGCCUGCGAGGAGGGCGUAUAGAAAGGGACAGCUUCACGAAGCCCGUGUCUGAAGCCUUCUUGCUGCUGAAGGUCAGAAUGAUAGGGCCAGGUGGGAGGGGGUGGCACUGGUCAAGGGGAAGGGGACCAAAGAAGGUCUUAGAGGUCACCUGUGCUAUCCUGGAGUUUUCAAGGGGUUAUUGAGAACCUUGCUGCUCUGUGAACGAGGAAAAGCAGCGUGACCUAAGAAUAUGUGAUGGAACGUGGAAUCAGAAGUUGUGCUGUAUCCAGACCCACAGCCGUUCCGCACGCACACGAAGGCGCCUCAUUUUCAGGCCAGGAAACUGAUGCCCGAAGCGGACCGGACUUGCCCAAGGUCAUACAGCCAGGAGCAGAGCCGGGCUUAGAAGCCACAGAUCCUACGUGUCGCUCCUAUUUCCCUAGGCCUUUCCCGCUGCCCUGGUGUCUGUGUAAGUCCCUGAGGCCACCAACCACCACGCGCAUCCAUCCCUGACAUCAGCUCUCCUGGCCGUGUUCAGCCAGUCCCAGAAUCCUACCAGAGUCCAGGUUUUCCAUGGUCUGGUGCUGACCUACAGAGGAACAUUCGAACACACAGCCUGAGAGGCUGCCCGGAGAGCUCCGGGAACGUUUGCCUCUCCGGCCCCUGGCCGACACGGGCCAGCUCACCUGCUCUGCACUGCCCACAUUCACAGUAACACGAUAAUUGGCAGUGACUGGGAGGAAGGAAGGGGUCAGCGGCUGAUGGAGUCACACCGGGGAGAGGGCCCCAAAGUGGGAGCACCAUGCCCUGGUCAGCAGAGGCCUGGAGCCUCCAGGAAGAAAGCGAAGCCGCUGGGUGCUGAAGAGCCAGGCCGGAGCAGCAAACAGAGAGUGUGGCUGAGCCCCGCGGAAAUCUCCGGAGGGAGAGGACCAACGGGAAGGGAGAUGAACUCAGCUGAUUUAAACCACACGCUCCAGGAGAUGCCCCAAGAGGCUGGUGGUACCCGGAAUGGGGCGGCCAGAGAAGGAUGGAGUGAAGGAGGACCGGCCAGGCAAGAGCAAAGUCAGGAUAAAUUUUAACUAAAUGACCAUGUUUUAAUGGCUUUCCAAGCCUUGGGGAGAACCGUUAUUCACCAAGGACAAAAGUACCUAUUUAUAGCACCUUAUUUAAUGCUCAGGUGAACCGUACACUAAUUUAAAUUAGAAAAACUAUUUCCAACGUUCAUCCUCUAACAAACCUGUUUCUAAUUAACUAACACCCUGGCAGUAGCUCUCACCCCUGCCUACGUGCUAGAGGGGUGUUUCUUAAAAACACCAUGUCCCGGCAGCACCCCAGACCAGCUGAACCAGAACUUCUGGGCAUGGAAUCUGGGAAUUCAAAGUUUUCUCAGGCUACCCCAGGUGAAUGAUUCUCAUGUGUAGGCAGAGUUGAAAGCCAGCGAACUGCAAUUGAAGGUGACGUUAUGAUCUAAAGCGAAACAAAAUACAACUAGAAGUUAACUAAGCAAACUGCUUUUGUCAUCCAAUUUAACUAAUUUAAAUGGAAGUGGUUAUUUUUUUUCACCUUAAGUAAAUAUUUGGGAGAGUACAAGAGUGCCCUCACCUGGUCCAAAGGGAGAACUUCAUGCUACGUUGUUUUGAACGGAAGCUCUCGCUACACAGGGCUGUUUUGGAUAACCAUGCUUUUGCUUUCACUUGUAAUGAAACAACCAAAAACUGGGUACAUGGGGAAUGAUUCCUUUAACCUAGAAAUUAAACCCAACCUGUAAACCUAGAAGGACCCAAUCAUGUCGAUAUAUUAUUAGUAGACGCUAUUGCAAUGAAAGAUACUCUUUUUCUUCAGUAAAUGUUUAUUUAGUAAAACCAACUCAGCUAGAAAUGAAGGUUCAUCCUGUGGUGACCUGACCUGGGUGUGACUUUCCAAGACCAAGUGAUCUGUCACCCUGUAAUCCUAGAGGCAGGCAGGCUGUGAUCCUGAAUGUAUGUCACCAUGUGUAUCUUCAAAAGUAAACUCAUACUAUCUUACCUGAUGCUGGAACUUUGCUUAAGUUAUAGAAAUUUUCGGAUAACGUGUAUUCAGUGCAGAAAUCUACUCUUUCUCCAGGUACCCUGAAAGAAGGGACGAGUCCUUGACCAAAGACCCAGAAAGUGAGAUUCAUUCCGCAAGUAAACUCUGAGGUUUUCCUGAGUCUACCUAACAAGUAUGAUCUUAGAUCUUAACUGUCACACCUCAUCCAAUUUCUGUAAGAAAGAGUCUAAGCAGAGGGUCAUAGGUCAAACCCACAGACAGGAUACAAAUUUUGUGUAAUACCGUUAAAGAGCAUGCUUGGCUAUACUUAAUAGGAACCAAAAAGAAGUUAAUUCCAGGAAUUAGGACACAGACAAUUUUGGGGGGCCAAAAAAGUGGAAGUUGCUAAAAUGGAAGUUGUUAUUAAAAGGAUCUGUUAGAACCAAACAAAAGGUAUCAUUUCAUAGCAUCACUGGGAUUAGAAAUACAGGAUAUAGCUGUAGACACUUAGCUUGUGAAAAUGAACAUAUGUGUGCCCUCAUUAAAAAUACCCUCCUCGAUCCUUGUGGUUUACAUUUUAUUUGAAUCUAUGCACUUAGGACAUUGGUACAAAGAGAAGAGAUUUAUCCCUUGGACCUUAUCCAGUCACAAGUGAUUAUUCACUCAUCUCAUCACCCAGCCGCCCAGUGACCCAAGCAUUCUUUACCCAUGUAUGCUCCUUCGUUUCUGUACCAAUCAAAAUAAGGCUAAGUUUUGCUACAAUAACAGACAACUCCAAAAUCUCAAUGGCUUAAUGCAACAAAAAAUAAUUUAUCAGAGAAAGACAAAUAUCGUAUGAUUUUACUUAUAUGUGGAAUCUGAAAAACAAAACAAACAAAACAACACUCAGAGAUACAGAGAACAGAUGGGUGGUUGCUAGAGAGGAGGGAGAUGAGGGGUGGGUGAAAUGGGUGAAGGGGUCAAGAGGUACAAACUCCAGUUAUAAAAUAAAUAAAUCAUAGGGAUGUCAUGUACAAGCAUGAGGACUAUAGUCAAUAAUACUGUAGUACAAAUUUGGAAGUUACUAAGAAAGCAAAUCUUAAAAGAUCUCAUGACAAGAAGAAAAGAAAACUUGGAACUUUGUAGGGUGACAGAUGGUAACUAGACUUUUUGUGGGGAUCAUUUCCCAGUGUAUACAAAUGUCAAAUCACUAUGUUGUACACCUGAAACUAAUAUUAUAUUGUAUGUCAAUUAUACUUCAAUAAAGUAAUGCUAAUACUUUAUCAUUUGCAC
This is a messenger RNA of Orcinus orca (killer whale), 10417 nucleotides long. It is a transcript of the gene FZD8, whose product is annotated as frizzled class receptor 8. Gene Ontology annotation, cellular component: plasma membrane. The record is from RefSeq and is a predicted model, not a curated record. The transcript has a single exon. Gene Ontology annotation, molecular function: Wnt-protein binding; Wnt receptor activity. Gene Ontology annotation, biological process: non-canonical Wnt signaling pathway; canonical Wnt signaling pathway. The coding region runs from base 777 to 2849 and encodes 690 amino acids. Lineage: Eukaryota; Metazoa; Chordata; Mammalia; Artiodactyla; Delphinidae.